CCUUCAAAGCAAUGGUCAACAACACAGCCUACAGGGCGUGUGCAGGUGAAGCCACGAAGCACUGCAUGGCCACUUGGCCACGCCCCAAAGAAAAGCCCAUUGGAUUUUAAAACUGCGAGCACGUGUUAUGAGUUGCAUGAAACAAGACUUCGGUCAUCUGACACGUAA
Molecule: messenger RNA, 168 nt
Organism: Dovyalis caffra
Lineage: Eukaryota; Viridiplantae; Streptophyta; Magnoliopsida; Malpighiales; Salicaceae
Source: the annotation of a GenBank genome assembly